Messenger RNA from Mercenaria mercenaria, 1009 nucleotides. RefSeq lists its product as uncharacterized. Gene Ontology annotation, biological process: allantoin catabolic process. The coding region runs from base 141 to 743 and encodes 200 amino acids. Gene Ontology annotation, molecular function: ureidoglycolate hydrolase activity; ureidoglycolate lyase activity. The record is from RefSeq and is a predicted model, not a curated record. Lineage: Eukaryota; Metazoa; Mollusca; Bivalvia; Venerida; Veneridae. The transcript is spliced from 3 exons.
AUCCAUCUAUACAAAGCAAAUUAUGCAUGUGUAGUGACAUUCAGUUUUCUCGGGUUAAAGCGUAUACCCUUACACAUUACAAUUAUCUGUGAAGUUGUUAACUCAUUCAUACAUAUUUAUACAAAAGGUCGUUUAAUUAUAUGAUGACAGCUAAGGACCCAUUCCAUGUACCCAUAGUGUUGGCUACAGAGGAAUCUUUGAAUGGCUACGGUUCUAUAGUUACAGACUUCGAAAAUGUCAAGGUCGAAAAACGCCCUUGGCCUUUGGAAGGAUGGAGAAAAGCAAGGAAGGGAACAGACAUAAUCCCUGGGGAGGAGGUCAGUGAAAUAUGUUACAAACGCAGUGAGCAGAACUUCACAAUGAAAAAAGAAAGUGGUCGUCUCAAUGAAAUAGGACGAAUCCCGAGAAACCCGUGCUCAUCUCCGACGUCAGUGUUACUAAAUAAGAUGACGUAUCACCCAGAUUGCGGGGAGGUCUUUUUCCCAAAGAAUGGAGACCCUUUUGUUGGUGUUUUUGCACCUCCUGGCGAUGACUUUGACCCUGCAAAAGUGAAAGCUUUUUACUUUGAUGGAAGUUUCGGCGUACAGUGUCAUCCUAACGUAUGGCAUCAGGGGAUGUAUAUACUUCAAGACGAGGCAACGUUCCAAGGAAAACAAGGGAUUUUGCAUUUAUGUGUUACUAUAAAUAUUGUUGAAGAAUUUGGACACUAUUUGAGCAUCCCUUUACAGAAACCAGGACAGUAAACUUUAAAAGUCAGUCAUGGAUAAUAACUUACGACUAACCUGUGUGAUGCCAUAUAUAGUUUGGCUUGCAUUUAUCGCCUAUCAUGCACUUGUGUUUAGAAAUAACGUAAACAUUUUAAUAAUACAUGUAUACAAUUAUUACGCAGGUACAAAACCGUUGAGAACGGAACGAAAAUUAUAUAUUCCUGUUUCUGAGUAACAAUAACGUGUACCAUACAUUGAUGUUCCCGAUGAAAUCUAAAUACAUUUAGUGCUUUGUGAGUUCA